UCGACUAGUACGGCCCGAUCCGACACGUUAGAGCCCGAUCUGUAUCAAGGAGUCGCCCUGUCUGGUCAAAUCCUCUCCUCAUCCGUCUAAUUAUCAACUGCCUCAAUCAUCACACUCCUACGAACUCAACGCGCUCUCAGUCUUCCGGGGCACUAGCCAACACGCAAAGAUGGGUCAGAGCAUGUCAUGGUUGUCUAGCCUGUCCAACCUCUUUUGGACAAAGAAGGAAAUCCGCAUAUUGAUAUUGGGCCUCGAUAAUGCCGGAAAGACAACACUACUAUACAGGCUCAAGAUUGGCGAGGUAGUAACCACGAUACCAACAAUCGGUUUCAACGUCGAAUCAGUCACAUACAAGAAUCUCAACUUCAAUGUGUGGGAUCUGGGUGGUCAGACCAGCAUCCGCCCGUACUGGAGGUGCUACUAUGCGAACACGGCGGCGGUAAUAUUCGUUGUUGACUCGACCGAUAUGGAGCGAUUGCAAACCGCGGCGGACGAGUUGGCCGCUAUGUUGAACGAGGAAGAGCUGAAGGACGCUGCCCUAUUGGUGUUUGCCAACAAGCAAGAUCAGCCAGGUGCAAAGGGGGCGGCAGAUAUCUCUCAGGCUCUCCGCCUGGGCGAGCUAAGAGACAGGAACUGGAGCAUCAUGGCCUGCAGUGCAGUGGAUGGGACAGGCAUCACAGAGGGCAUGGAUUGGUUGGUGCAAACCGUAAAAGAGGAGUAGUGGCCAAAGCAGGGAAUGCGCAAAUAUCACCACCGGCUUUGA
This is a messenger RNA of Neurospora hispaniola, 763 nucleotides long. Its product is annotated as ADP-ribosylation factor 1. Gene Ontology annotation, biological process: vesicle-mediated transport; intracellular protein transport. Gene Ontology annotation, cellular component: Golgi apparatus; cytoplasm. Gene Ontology annotation, molecular function: GTPase activity; GTP binding. The transcript has 3 exons. NCBI's taxonomy places the organism in Eukaryota, Fungi, Ascomycota, Sordariomycetes, Sordariales, Sordariaceae. The record is from RefSeq and is a predicted model, not a curated record. Bases 170 to 721 code for a protein of 183 amino acids.